AUCCUGCUAAUAACCCGCGUAGUCUGCUAUUCAUUCACCACAACCGCUACUUUUCAGUCGAGGCUAUUACCGAAUCCGCGACUGCUAGCGUCAGUCGCUACACAAUCGCGGGUCGCGACGGUGCGCUGCUUUUCUAGACGGCAUUGGAGUGGCAAUUGUUUUCUUGUUGCAAACGGCGAUGAGGAGGUUUUGAUCUUCUGAGAAGGUUUAAUCCUGUGCAAUUAAGUGGAUGUGGAGUGUGUUCCGGUGGAAAAAACUUGCGAGCUAAUUUGCUAAUGGAUUUUUAUCGAAUUACAUAGUUGGUGUUGUGUUUAGUGCCAAGCCUACCCUUGGUUGUAUGUAUGUUAACGGAAUCGUUGUCUGCUUCUUUGAAUCAAUCAGAUAAUCGGCUACGAUGGGUUACCAGUGCUAGAUUCAGCUAGAAGUCGGCCUUCGAAGAUUUUGGUUUUGUCCAAGCAGCGUCAGAAUCGACUGAAAAGUGGUUUUCAAAGGCAUCCCCGGUCUACCAACAUCAGGAGUUACUAUGCGGGAAAAGAAGAGCGGCGCCCUGUCUCGAAUGCAGAAGCUCCGGAAGAGGUUGUCACACUCCUUUGGACGAUUAUCGGUAUCGAAGGAAGAAGCGGAAGAGCACAACCACGGGAAGCUGCCCUACAAUGGCUACAGCGAUGAGUUCCUAGACCGAUUAGAACCCAACGGAAACAUACCUGCCGGCAAAGGUGAUAUUAGAUACGGCGAGUUUUCUACUUACGGGAGAGGCGGAGACAUGGGUACUAUGCGCAGCGCACAGUCAGCUGAAUGGAACAGUGUGUCCGGCCAUGACAGGGUGAAAAGGCAACUGUCGGUUUCCAGUGAUAGCAAGCUCCUGGAUGACGACAUCCGGGAGGAAACUAAAGUGAUACUCCGGCCCAGGAAACCCCCCAGACCUAAAUCAGAAGUUUUGCUCAAUCAAGGCACCGACCACCGGAGGACGAAGCGCUACUCAGCGUUUGGGGGAGAUUCGCCCUUCGGCAAGUCGGAAGCUUACAUAAAACUAGAACAAUUAGGUGAAGGUUCAUACGCAACCGUGUACAAAGGAUUUAGUAAUUUGCAAAAUCAAGUGGUGGCACUGAAGGAGAUUAGACUGCAAGAGGAGGAGGGCGCUCCGUUCACAGCUAUCCGUGAGGCUUCCCUACUGAAAGAACUGAAACAUGCCAACAUAGUCACCCUCCACGACAUAGUACAUACCAGAGAAACGCUCACGUUCGUUUUCGAAUAUGUACACACAGAUUUAUCCCAAUACUUGGAAAGGCACAGCGGCGGUCUGGACCCCCGCAACGUGCGCCUCUUCCUCUUCCAGCUGCUGCGCGGCCUCGCCUACUGCCACAAACGUCUAGUGCUGCACCGCGACGUCAAGCCCCAGAACCUCCUGAUCAGCGAAAUUGGCGAACUGAAGCUGGCCGACUUCGGCUUGGCCAGGGCCAAGUCCGUGCCCAGCCACACCUACUCCCAUGAGGUGGUCACCUUGUGGUACCGGCCGCCGGACGUCCUACUUGGCAGUACCGAGUACUCCACCUCACUUGACAUGUGGGGGGUAGGAUGCAUCUUCGUGGAGAUGAUCACGGGCAUGGCCAUAUUUCCCGGUGUAAGGGACACCUAUGAUCAGUUAGAUAAAAUUUUUAAGGUAUUAGGUACUCCAACAGAAGAAGACUGGGCUGGCGUCACUAGACUGCCAGGUUACAAACUACAUAGGAUAGGUCAGUACAGGCCCAGACGGUUGGGGCUUUGUUGGCCCAGGCUGCACGAUGUAGUUCACGGCGAAGCCAUGGCCAUGGCCCUUCUACAACUAGACCCCCAAAAAAGACUGGGCGCUGAAGAAGCAAUGACCCAUCGUUACUUUGAUGGGCUACCUAAGAAGCUUCUAGAACUGCCAGAUGAUUCUUCAAUAUUCACUGUUGAAGGUGUACACCUAUGUCCAGAGCAGUAUUCGGGUAUAAAAUGAGGUUGACCUUGUCUACCUCUCUCAGGAAAAAAACAUCUUUAAGCAAUGACCACAGUCAGUCAACCGUAUCCCUUUACAUACUUGCUUCACGAUUAAAAAAAAAAAAACUGUAAUGACACCUCGUUGUGCACUGCUGUUGCAAUUAUUUUUAUUAUGUUUACUGUUUAGUUAAGGUUAAUAAUAUUUUGAUUAUUCGUUAUCGCGCAUCUUAGGACAAUUAUGCGGUUUCAUUAAAAAAAAAAAGACUGGAAAAUAUAUUUUCUGAAUGGUUUGGAUAUAACUUGUUGGUUGGCUAGGAAUUUUUCAGUAACGUCCAGGAUUCAACGAAUUUUACAGAAGAAAGCCAUAAGUAUAUAUAACUUACGAACUAAAAAUGCCACAACCGACAAAUUAUUAACAAUGGGGGGACACUAACAUUUAUUUAUUUUUAAAUUAUUGCAAAAUCUUAGUGCAAUUUUAGACAAUUUUACUAUCUUUAAUACCGUAUAGGGGCCAUUCAGAAUUUUCUUUUUUAAUUAACCAGGAUUUAGUUACCUUUUCUUACAUUAUUUAAGGAAAUUUCUUCAGUUUUUCGACAGUGUUUUGUUUUUUAGAGGGUAAUUAUUACUCGCAAAAUUAUAUCAUAUUUAUAGUUACAUUUGUACGAUACCCUCAGAAAUUGUUUAUGUACGAUUUGCAAAAUGUAUAUUCUAAAAAUCACUUAAAAUGUUUUAAAAGUUAUUUUCAACUAUAUACAGGCUCGGAAAGUGCUCAUGGUACAUCGGCCGUUACGUGAG
Anoplophora glabripennis (Asian longhorned beetle) is the source of this 2754-nucleotide messenger RNA. RefSeq names its product cyclin-dependent kinase 14 (gene Eip63E). Bases 524 to 1978 code for a protein of 484 amino acids. NCBI's taxonomy places the organism in Eukaryota, Metazoa, Arthropoda, Insecta, Coleoptera, Cerambycidae. Gene Ontology annotation, molecular function: ATP binding; cyclin-dependent protein serine/threonine kinase activity; cyclin binding. The record is from RefSeq and is a predicted model, not a curated record. Gene Ontology annotation, biological process: protein phosphorylation. Gene Ontology annotation, cellular component: cytoplasm; nucleus; cytosol. The transcript is spliced from 10 exons.